UUUGACACUCAAUUAAAGAUAAUUUUCACUACAAACUGAUGGCAAAAGUAGACUAACGCCGGCAAAGAGUGAAGAAAAUAAACAAAAUGCGUCUGUAUUGCCUAAGUAAUGAUUUGGCAAAGCACUGUUACGUUAUAACCUUCAAGGGCCUGCGCAUCAUGCUGGACUGUGGUCUGACGGAGCAAUCGGUCUUGAAUUUUCUGCCACUUCCUUUCGUGCAAAGUGUGAAAUUGUCAAAUUUACCUAAUUGGAUACCAAACCGCGAUCAUGAUCCUCAAAUGGACGGUGAAUUAAAAGAGUGUUGCGGUCGAGUUUUUGUUGACUCUGCACCCGAGUUUACAUUGCCAAUGGAUAAAAUGAUGGAUUUUAGUGAGAUUGAUGUGAUAUUAAUAUCAAACUAUCUAAAUAUGCUAGCACUUCCUUUUAUAACGGAGCACACGGGAUUUAAGGGAAAAGUCUAUGCAACAGAGCCAACGUUACAAAUUGGUCGUUUCUUCCUUGAAGAACUUGUGGAGUAUAUUGAAGUUGCACCUAAAGCUAGUACAGCACAUUUGUGGAAAGAUGUGUUACAUUUAUUACCUAGUCCUUUGUGUGAGUCAUUUAGACCCAAAAAAUGGAAAACAAUAUUCAAUUUAAAAGAUGUGCACAAUAGUUUGGCGCGCGUAACAAUUAUGGGUUACGAUGAAAAAUUGGAUAUUUUAGGUGCUUUCGUGGCAACCCCCGUCAGUUCGGGAUAUUGUUUAGGCUCGAGUAAUUGGGUUUUAAGCACAGCGCACGAAAAAAUUUGUUAUGUUAGCGGAUCGUCAACCUUAACUACACAUCCUCGUCCAAUCAACCAGAGUGCACUGAAACACGCCGAUGUUUUGAUAAUGACAGGCUUAACUCAGGCCCCAACUGUUAAUCCUGAUACAAAAUUAGGAGAGCUAUGUAUGAACGUUGCUCUUACUAUUCGAAACAAUGGUUCAGCAUUAAUACCUUGUUAUCCUUCUGGAGUAGUAUACGACCUUUUCGAAUGUCUUACACAGAAUUUGGAAAAUGCCGGAUUAAAUAACGUUCCGAUGUUUUUUAUUUCACCGGUAGCCGAUAGUUCAUUAGCGUACUCAAAUAUUUUAGCUGAAUGGCUGAGUUCGGCAAAGCAAAACAAAGUCUACCUGCCCGAUGAUCCCUUUCCGCAUGCUUUUUAUUUACGUAAUUCAAAAUUAAAGCAUUACAAACAUGUGUUUUCUGAAGGAUUUAGUAAAGAUUUUCGGCAGCCUUGCGUAGUAUUUUGUGGACAUCCCAGCUUAAGAUUCGGCGACGCUGUUCACUUCGUAGAGAUGUGGGGCCAUAAUGUCAAUAAUUCUAUUAUAUUUACAGAACCAGAUUUUCCGUAUCUCCAAGUAUUGGCGCCAUUCCAACCCCUCGCUAUGAAAGCUUUCUAUUGCCCAAUAGAUACUUCACUUAAUUAUCAACAGGCAAAUAAAUUAAUAAAGGAGUUGAAGCCAAAUGUUUUAGUGAUACCUGAGGCCUAUACAAAGCCACAUCCAAAUGCACCGAACCUUUUCAUCGAGCAACCGGACAAAAAAAUUAUUACAUUUAAAUGCGGCGAAAUAAUUCGCUUGCCGUUGAAACGAAAACUCGAUCGCGUUUAUAUCACAUAUGAUAUGGCACAAAAAAUUGUUCCACGUGACGUGGGUAAUGGUGUUACCGUUUCCACAAUUACUGGCGUCCUGGAAGUUAAGGAUAAAGUACACAAUAUACACCCAUGCGCGGAUUCUUCAAAUGAUAAGCCAAGUGGUAGUAAAAUGCCUCCUCCCAGUCGAGAAGAUGUGCUUAAAAAUACGAAAUACGAAUAUGGUACCUUAGAUGUAGAUCUGCUCAAGAAACGGUUAAUUCAAGACGGAAUCACAAACAUAAAAGUAGAGCGUACUGGCAAUGUAGUUAUGUUGCAUUUGAUAAAUGAAGAUACAACGAUAAAAUUUGAUGAGAAUGAAACUCAUAUAAUAUGUGGCGGAAAGCAGUCGUUACGACUCAAACUGCGUGACUCUGUACUGAAGUGCUUACAAAGCUUUUAAAUAUGACACUUAUAUAAUA
Bactrocera latifrons is the source of this 2073-nucleotide messenger RNA. It is a transcript of the gene IntS9, whose product is annotated as integrator complex subunit 9. The record is from RefSeq and is a predicted model, not a curated record. NCBI's taxonomy places the organism in Eukaryota, Metazoa, Arthropoda, Insecta, Diptera, Tephritidae. Gene Ontology annotation, cellular component: integrator complex. The coding region runs from base 87 to 2054 and encodes 655 amino acids. The transcript has 7 exons. Gene Ontology annotation, biological process: snRNA processing.